AUGAGGCCCAAUGGUGCAGCCGCGGUGUCCGUGGGGCUGUGGGUCUUGGUGACAGUGAACGUGGUGGCGGACCCCGGUGUGACCGAACCCAGGCGCUGCUCCCUCUCUCACUACCGCUGGUUGGACCCCAGGGCGCUGAAGGCGGUCAAGGCGCUGAAGGACCACUACGAGGAAGAGAUGCUGAGCUGGAGGCCGCGGAACUGCUCCUUCCGCCCACGGAGGGUUCCCCCGCUGCCCUGGUCGUGCGCACGGCUCCGCCUGGUGGCCCGGGGCCUCUCGGACGCCCAGGCCGUGCUGAGCAGCCUGCCCAGCCCCGAGCUGUUUCCCGGCGUCGCCCCAACUCUGGAGCUGCUGGCAUCCGCGAGGAGGGACGUGGUGGCCUGCCUCGAGCUGGUGCGUCCAGGUUCCUCAAGGAAGUCCCCGCGGGCACCCAGGAGGCGUCCCCAAAGGCGGAGAGCUGUGAGUGGGGCGGGCCCGGAGCGGGUAGCUGCCACCAUCAUCUUCAACCUCCUGCGCCUGCUCACGUGGGACCUGAAGCUGGCGGCGCUCUCAGGGCCUUGUCUCUGACCCGACUGCGAGGCGGGACCCGCGGCUCUGCAGGCGGGCGGCUUAGGUCGGGGCUCUGUGCUGCCCUCUGGUCCAGGCAGGUCUCCAGCCAGUGGGCGCCCGCGCUCAGGAGACUCUGCCACCGCCGCCGCUGGCCUCACCUCGAUGGCCUGCGCUGAGCGCACCGUGAAGUGCGGGUACAUUUCCCGAGAGGACAACGCGUCCCCUGGGAGCAGGGACAUGUCUGUGGAAUGCAUUGCCCGAAGCCCCGCCAGGGGCCUUGUGUGGCAGGAAGAGACUUGAGUCCUGGGUCCACGGGGGACGCUGACCCCACGUACCCCGGGGAGGCUCUACUUCUCUGGGUACCAGCAGCCCAGAACCGAGCCUCCAUGACCGUUCCCACGCCCUGGUUGGAGCCUUCAGUGUCUCCUAUGAGAUUCUAUGAAUCUGUGACUCCUGCAUCUCUCCACUGGAGAGGCCUCCUCCCUCAGGGAUCAGGCAGUGACAGAGCCCGAAGUCCUUAGGUUACUGCAGAAUUUUGGAUUCUGUCACCCUUGUGUCUUUUGUAUUUGUGAAAUCCCUGAGUAAUGGGCUACUCUGUCUUUCAUUAUUAAAUAUUCUUGCAUUUGCACUGGUCGUUCCCCUGUGAUCACUCUGAGCGGCACUUUCAGUUAAAAAUGCUUAGCCAGGGCAAUCAGGUGACGUGAGUGCACUCUGACCCCGCCUCUUAACCACGGUGUGACUGGGCAAUCACUUCUCUGCGGCCUCGGUUUCCUCACCCACACCGUGGCGUUAUCAUCCUUCCUUUGCGGACGAGUCGUGUACGUUGACGUAGCAUUUACUCAGCUUCCAGUGGAGGCCAUAGGAUGGUCUCUAUCAAAUAACCACACACACCUCAGUACACAAGUGAUUGCACUUCUUUAUUUGUCCAAGCCUGUGGGCUGGAGAGCUUUGCUGCCAACUGC
Molecule: messenger RNA, 1511 nt
Organism: Myotis lucifugus (little brown bat)
Lineage: Eukaryota; Metazoa; Chordata; Mammalia; Chiroptera; Vespertilionidae
Product: interferon lambda-4
Exons: 5
Coding region: 1-567 (188 amino acids)
Biological process (GO): defense response to virus; positive regulation of immune response; innate immune response
Molecular function (GO): cytokine activity
Source: RefSeq, a predicted model, not a curated record